CGACCCAUUACUAGCUAGGAGGCGCACCGGCUCCCCAGCUCGAAACAUCGCGCUACAAUGGCGUCUCUCUGAGUCCUCUCACACGGUUGUUGUGUACAUACCUAACCGGGAAUCCGUCACCAUCUACGCCCUGAUAAUGGACCUCCGGUCCAGAGGCUUUUUUCGGGGCCAUCGGAACGACCAAUAGUACUCGGAAAGUACGAAAUUAAUUGAUAUGAGUCCUGUCGGGGAUUUAAUCCAGUGACAGGAGUAGCACCCACCGCAUCUGCCGGUUAGCUAACCAGCUAGCUCAGUAGCCAAGAAGGGCAUCUGUUUUCUCUCGGGGGUAAAAGGGCAGAGGAGCGACAAUACUAUCUCUAAAAAGGACCGGUGAGGAGUGGAAUCCCAGAGUUAGCGUCCAGCAGCAUCGUCACGUUGUAUCCUGUAAAGGCUGGCACCACUUCGCCACCCUAAUGCAGAACCACAAAACAACGUGAAAUGAAUAAACCACCGCAGCCUAUAACGGGAUCCACCUCUGUCCCAAACCCUUCCCCCUCCCCUGGACUAACACAGGCGUCCUACGCACCUGGACAGCCUCAAUCACUUGUUUUUGCCACACAGCCACCCCCACAAAUGACCUCUGCACCGCAGCCAAGACAGUUUGCAGCAGGGCCCCGUACGUUACACCAACAGGGUGGAUACCGAGCACUACAGGGAUACUACACAAGCCGUCCGACUAUGGCCACGAGUGCGCCGAGGGUCCAAACAAGUGUUGGCCCUCGACCUGUUGGACCUCAUGUCUAUCCGCAAGGCUCCCAGAUGAUGAUGAUUUCCCAGCCGCAGCUCUCUUUCCCCGGAUCCCCUUAUUUAAUCCAGUCUUCACAGUUCCGGCACCACUACAUUCCAACUACUGCUCAGUACCCUGUGGCCAGUGGUAAUACAGGCUUCUAUGGAGGGAUGACCCCUGAAUACAAUAGCUUUGAGCCCUCUCUUGCUGCGAGGGAGAGGCGGGGUGGUGGGGGGAGAGGCGGCGGGCGAGAGAACGGCCGUCUCUCUCUCCACGGUGCUCCUCUCACCUCCCAGCGCUACCCCGCAUACUACUCGCCUCAGCCACAGUACCCUACAUCUGUCCAGCCUGCACCGGUCAUGAUCAACCCUGCCCAGCAACAGCAACAAGCCCCUCCUCCGCAGCAACCGCCAGCACAACCCCAAGGCCCACCAAAGAGGGAACGUAAACCGAUCACAAUAAAGGAUCCCACCCGGGGAGGACAGGAUAUCACGGAAGAGAUCAUGUCAGGUGGGAGGUCCACCUCAACACCAGCUCCCUCACAGACCAACACAGAUGGACCAGCACAGACUAACGGUGAAGUCCUUCCGCCUGUUACAACAGUUACACGACGACACGAUAACGCAGAGCAUAUGCCCUGUGUUGAAACUACUCCUCCUGCCGCUGCAACCCCUGAGCCUGUGUUUAUGGCCAAACAGGAUGUGGAUAGCCAGAAUGUCCUUGCCAUGCAAUCAGAUACACUAUCUGCAGCCCCAAACCUAACUUCUGAGGCGCCAACCCAACUGGUGGAAGAGCAAGAAAACUCUCAAACUUUCCUCCCUCCAGCUGACACAUCCACCUCUGCCGUGGAUGUUGUUCAAGUCAACACUAAUGUUGGUGACACAGUAGAUGCCCCUGUCUGUCCCUCACCUUCAACCGCACAAGAGGAGGAACCGCAGGCUACUCCUGUGCCAUAUGAAAAGCCACCAGAAAAGCAAAAAGUCCAGGAAGUAAAGGGGGCGGAAGAAAAUGAAGAGCAGACAGAGUGUGCUAUGUUAGAGCCUGCUGCUGAAGUCCCAGCAGAGGCAAUAGCAGACACAUUAGUAGCUCCUGUUGAUACUGUAGCAGAGGAAAUGCCUACCAAGAUCACAACUGAAGCAUCUCAGCCUCCAGUCUUGGCGCAGGAGCCUGCUGCUCUACUGACCCAGAUUGCUGCUUCUAUAUCUGAACUAGAACCUAAACCCGAAUCCACACCAGUGGAACCAGCAGAGCCUCCACUCUCUAAUGGCCUUCCGCAGGAUGUUGAGGAACUUUGUGACGAUAUGGCGUUCCCAGACACUAAACCCUGCGACAAACCAGACGUUUUUAAAUCUCAGGAAUCCACACCUGUGGCUAAAACUCCACUGCCGGUAGAGGAGAAGGAGGAAGACGUGGUGGUGGAGAAUAAAAAUAAGGAUGAGGAGAACGCUGCAAAAAGUGAAGAUGUACCUCCUGCCUGUGUAAGCGGUCCUACAGAGGGAUGUACUAUGCAAGCUGCUACAUUUGUGCCAAAGAAAAGGAGGAACAUGAAGGAAAUCAACAAAAAGGAAGCCAUUGGAGACCUUCUGGAUGCCUUCACAGAGGAUCAAGAUGCCAAGCCUGUCUCUGAGCCCUCGUCCACUCAGGCUGACCCUGUCCCUGUUGCUCCAGCUGAACCUCCCGCAGAAGUUGUUGAUGAGACCUGGGAGGAGAAGGAAGACAAGCAGAACGCAGAACCUGACAAGCCAGAACCCAAAUCUGAUUACAAUGGGGAUAAAGACAAGCACAAAAAAGAACUAAGCCCAGACGACAAAAAGUGCUACGACCGAGACUUCCUACUGCGCUUCCAGUUUAUCAAUGCCAGCCUGCACAAGCCAGAGGGGCUGCCUAUCAUUAAUGAUGUGGUUCUAGACAAGGUGAACAAGACUCCACUGCGACCUGCUGACCCAGUUCGAAUGAUGAAUGUUGGCCCUGAUUUUACCCCGUCAUAUUUGGGUAACCUGGGGAGCAGAUCAGUUGGAGGACUGCGUGGACCACCCCCUGGGCCUAGGCGAUCCCAGCAGGGUCAGCGUAAAGAACCUCGUAAAAUCAUCACCAGCAUGUCCUUUAGUGAUGACGUGCAGCUCAACAAGGCAGAGAAGGCUUGGAAGCCAUCUGCAAAAAAGCCCAGUAGGGGCCGUGAUGAGGAAACUGCUGCAGCAACCACCACAGAGGAAGAGUCUCCUGAGCAAGCUGAAACAAAGGAGAUUUUGAAACGUCUGCGCAGUAUCCUCAACAAACUGACACCACAGAAGUUUCAGGAGCUGAUGAAACAAGUGGGGGAGUUGGCCAUCGACUCGGAGGAGAGGCUGAAGGGAGCGAUUGACCUCAUCUUUGAGAAAGCCAUCUCAGAGCCCAGUUUUUCUGUAGCCUACGCCAAAAUGUGCCACUGCCUUUUGGGAUUAAAAGUCCCCGUCUCAGACAAGCCUGGAGCUACUGUGACUUUCCGCAAAUUGCUUAUUAACCGCUGCCAGAAAGAGUUUGAGAAGGACCAGGAUGAUGAUGAAUUCUUGGAGAAAAAGCAUAAAGAAAUGGAGGCUUCCAAAGAUGAGGAAGAGCGCGAACGCCUGCGUGUGGAGUGGGUGGACGCCAGGGACAAGUUCCGGCGCCGCUCGCUGGGCAAUAUCAAGUUCAUUGGUGAACUUUUCAAGCUGAAGAUGCUGACGGAGGCCAUAAUGCGCGACUGUGUUGUGAAACUACUGAAAAAUCAUGAUGAGGAGUCUUUGGAGUGUCUCUGUAGACUGCUCUCCACCAUUGGCAAGGACCUGGACUUUGAGAAAGCCAAGGGUCUCAUGGAUCAGUAUUUUAAUCAAAUGGAUAAGAUCAUCAAAGAGAGAAAGACUUCAUCAAGAAUCCGCUUCAUGCUGCAAGAUGUUUUGGACCUCAGAAAGAGUAACUGGGUGCCUCGUAGAGGAGACCAGGGUCCUAAAACUAUCGACCAGAUCCAUAAGGAGGCGGAAAUGGAAGAGCGCAGAGAACAGUUCAAAGUCCAGCAGCAGCUCAUGUCAAAAAAAGAGGCAGGGGGGGGCAGGUUGGGUGGUAACAUGGGUGGUCGAGGCCCUCACACACCAGGAGGUGGUCGAGGCAGCCAACCUCAGGAUGAGGGCUGGAACACAGUGCCCAUCACCAAAAAUCGCACUAUUGACACACACCGCCUCAAGAUAACACAGGCUGACCCUACAGAGAUCAACAAUCAGCGGCUAGCGCCACUGGGGAGAAGCACAUGGGGCAGCUGGGGAAAAGGCAGCAGCGGGGGAACAGGAGCUAAGCCAAGUGGAGACCAGGACCCUGGCCGCCCAGCUACCAGCACUGUCAACCGCUACUUUGCCUUGCAGCAGCCCAGCUCUUUGUCAUCAGACUCUGAUCGAAGAGAUCAUCAGAGGUCGAGCUCCAGCCGUGAGCGAGGUGGCGAGAGGGACAAAGCGGACCGUGACAAGGAUCGCUUUGAGCGUUUUGAUCGUGACGACAGAAGCAACCUUAGCCCAAUUACCAAGAGGAGCUUCAGCAAAGAAACGGUGGAGCGUGGUGGAAGGGGCAGUGAAAGCCGGGCCGCCAACGAAUCUGUGCGCCGUGUGGCCAGCAUGACGGACAGCCGGGACCGGGGCAGCCGGGACCGGGCGAGCAGGGGAAGCCGGGACCGGGCGAGCAGGGGAAGCCGGGACCGGUCCAGCCGGGAAAGCCGGGACCGGGCGAGCCGCGAAAGCCGGGACCGGGCGAGCCAGGGAAGCCGGGACCGGGCGAGCCAGGGAAGCCGGGACCGGGCGAGCCAGGGAAGCCGGGACCGGGCGAGCCGCGAAAGCCGGGACCGGGCGAGCCAGGGAAGCCGGGACCGGUCCAGCCGUGACCGGGGAAGCCGGGACAGACGCCCGAGCAAAGACCUACCAGUGAAGCAUGAGAGUGCUCCCGCAGCUCCUACUCUCCCUAAAUCCACCUUGACAGAAGAGGAGGUGGAGAAGAAGUCCAUCGCCAUCAUUGAAGAGUACCUCCACAACAAAGAUUUGAAAGAUGCGCUUCUGUGUGUAGAAGAGCUCAACAGCACCGCCCUGCUUUUCGUGUUUGUGCGGAAGGGCGUGGAGUUCACACUUGAGCGCAGCACCAGCGCACGUGAACACUUGGGCACUUUGUUGCACAGACUAAUUAAGGCGGGCACGUUACCUGUUGUGCAGUAUUUCCAAGGGCUAUUAGAGAUCUUGGAAGAUGCCGAAGAAAUGGCCAUAGACAUACCUCACAUCUGGCUGUACCUGGCUGAACUCAUCAAUCCAAUGCUCCUUGAGGGUGGCAUCCCGAUGGGGCAGCUCUUCAGGGAGAUCUCCAAGCCUCUCGUGCCUCUCGGUAUGGCCGGCGUCCUGCUCGUGCACAUCCUCCACCUUCAAUGCAAGGGAAUGACCCCUAGUAAGGUUGGCGCCAUGUGGAAAGUGGCAGGGCUUAAUUGGAGCGACUUCCUGUCCAAGAAUGAAGACGUCAACAAGUUUGUCACUGAUCAGAAAGUGGAGUUUACAACAGGAGAGGAGGAAAAGUCCAAAGACAGCACUAAGAUGCUGCUGAGUUGGGAGGAGAUCAGGCAAGAGCUGGAUCGCCUCCUUCGCGAGAAGGCCAGCGACCAGAGCAUCAAAGACUGGUUAGAGGCCAACCUUAAUGAGCAGCAGAGAGCCGCCAACCUGUUUGUGCGUGCACUCAUGACCGCCGUGUGCCAGUUAGCCAUCACAGGUGAUCAGUACAAGUUGGACAUACAGCAGCUCAACCUCAGAGCCAAGUUCUUGCAGCACUACCUAUGUGAUGAGGACAAAGAGCUGCAGGCGCUGUAUGCGCUGCAGGCUCUAACGGUGGACCUGGAGCAGCCUGCAAACCUGCUGGUCAUGUUCUUCAAAGAGCUGUACCAGAACGACGUAAUCAAAGACGAUACCUUUUUCAAGUGGGAAUCGUGCAAAGACCUCGCGGAGCAAUCGGGCAAAGGUGUGGCCUUGAAGUCCGUCAUGUCCUUCUUAAAUUUUCUUCGCAGCGCAGAGAGCGAGUCUGAUGAGGACUGAAAAGUCCUGAGCUUGGACUCUGCUGCCCCCUGUUGGCCAGGCAACCAGGGUGUGACGAAUCCAGGACAAUAUUGCCUUAGUGGCAGACUCAAAUAAAUCCUCAAUGAGGAUAAUUAUCUUUGUUUUGUUUCUUCGAGGGAUGGACUCAGAAAACAAUCAAUUCUCUCCUCCCUUCCCUCUCUCACCUCCUUACUGUUUCCACAGCAAGUGUCCUCAUGUAAUAAACUUGAAUAGUUGUUCAGCAGGAUUCCUACAUCACUAAAAUGAUUUUCCUCCAGGCCGCAGCUCAACGGGAUGUUUUUUUAUUGUUGCGCCUUAAUCUGCCUAAUCUUUGAGAUGAGUCCAUGUUGCUGAGAGUUGCCAGUGUAACUCAAGCGUGGACGUUUCUAAUCAUGACGAGAAAAUCACGGCGGACAAGAGGAACAUAAACCAAGAUGACGUCCUUAAUGGGAUGGAGUUUCUAGUCUCGCCUUCUGGACUGACCUUUUUACCUUGAUUGCUAGGGUGGUGUGAUCUUGAUGCUUCCUUUCAACCCUCUUCAUCCCCCGUGGUGAAGCACACUGACUGACUCUUCAUCAAUCUUACCUCCGCUGCGGAGGACUCUUAACGACUCAAUCGCCAUAAAACUUGAAGUCUGCAGAAAAUUGACUUGAUGAAUUAUAUAAAAAGUUAAAAACAGAAAAUAUCCGGAAAACUUUUUCUACGUCGAGUGGGAACUCCUUCCUGGAGCAUUCUGUAAAUAUAUAAUAAUUAAAACUUUUCCUUUUUUUUUUGUGUCAUUUUUGAGAUAAUGCCGUUGUCCGAAUGCAGAGAGGUGCUCUAGAUAAUCCUUUAUCAGUUUUAUUGGAAUUUUGUAAAUAUAUUUUUUUGCUUUCUUUAUUUAAGAAAUUAUGGCUUCUUUUGCAUCGGAAACUGGAAAGACGAGGAACAUUGCAAAUAAAGGACUUAUUAAGUUGCA
Nerophis ophidion (straightnose pipefish) is the source of this 6787-nucleotide messenger RNA. RefSeq names its product eukaryotic translation initiation factor 4 gamma, 1a (gene eif4g1a). Gene Ontology annotation, cellular component: eukaryotic translation initiation factor 4F complex. The record is from RefSeq and is a predicted model, not a curated record. NCBI's taxonomy places the organism in Eukaryota, Metazoa, Chordata, Actinopteri, Syngnathiformes, Syngnathidae. The coding region runs from base 478 to 5829 and encodes 1783 amino acids. Gene Ontology annotation, molecular function: mRNA binding; translation initiation factor activity; protein binding. The transcript is spliced from 33 exons.